AAUGUUAAACUGCAACCUAUUAUAUUUUGGUAAACGCGCCAACGACCCAAUUUUUUCACCAAAACCCCAAGCUGCCUGCUUUUUCUCUCUCUAACUCAAUUUCUAUCUUAGCUCAUUUUCUCUCUCUAACUCAUGAACAAGAUGCUAACCCUCUCAUCUAUCUCUCAACCUAAUUUCGAAUUUCUCUGUUCUUUUCUCUCAUAAAUUUCACUCAUCCUUAAAAUUCUUAAUUUUUCUCACAAUCCCCCACUGUAACUAGCUUUAAUUUUAAAAUUAGGGUUACAAACAUCUCAUUCACGAGCGUCUAGGUAGUAUCAACAAAUUUCUCAACAAAUAGAUCUGAUGGAAGCUAGCUGAAUUGUGUGUAGAAGCUGUACAAUUAUCGGGUUAGUGAAUUUCUCAUCAAGUGCUAGUUGGUCUGCUAUUUUUUUUUUUUUAUAAAAGCAUUUGCAUAAGACGACGAAGGACAAGGUUGCAUCACUAAUUUUGAAUCCCUCUAUAUAAGAUUGUACGGUCGGUAUGUCAACUUCUCUGUACAAAUGACACUCUUGUUCUAUAUAUAUUAUGUGAGCUAUUAUCUGGUUUUUAAUCUUUAUUUUAUGACCUAUUUUAAUAUUAGUAUUAAUGUGAUUAUGUGCACUUAAGGAUAGUGUCUACACAUAAUCUAGGAAACCUCACUAGUUAUUGAUUCGGUGAACAUGUGUUGUUGGAAAUAUGCUAGUUAAUUUCAAGAUAUUUUAUAUACCUUAAAUGUGAUACAUUUGUUUGUUUUAUAUAAAUGAUGUUGUUUUGUGUGUUAUAAGAUCCUAUUAUUCACUAGUUUCUCAAGUCAGUUAUUAUGUAUCUUUUUUGGAUGAUUUCAAUUAAAGUGGAACAUGUACAAUAUCUUUGGAAAAUAAGAUGAUAUUGUUAGUGUCAUAUUGGACUGAUAAUGACAGUGCAUACUUACUCUUAAAUGUCAUAGUUUUUGGUAAAAUUUGUCUUCAACUUUUUUUCUUUUUUUUUUUUUUUUUUUUUUUUUUUUUUUUUUUUUUGUGGGUGUCUAGUUACCAUUGAUUUUACACAAGAAAAUUAAUCAUGGAUCAAAAUUGGAUGAACUACCCCAGACAAUCAGAUGAGUAUAAAAGAGGGCUAAAUGCAUUUCUUAAUCAUUCGUUUGCCUACAAUGCCGUUGGGGAACAAAUUUGUUGUCCUUGCAAAAAUUGUAAGAGGCGAUUUUUCCAUUAUAGACAUAAUUUAUAUGAUCAUUUGGUAGUUGAUGGGUUUGUGAAGGGAUACAAGAAGUGGGUUCUUCAAAAAGAACAAUAUUCAUCAACUUGUAAUGACCCAAAACCUGGUGGUCAGAACACUUAUGAUGAUAUUCAUAGUUUACUAAAUGAUACAUUUAGAGAUGUUGCUGAAGAGCCAAAUUCAUGCCAAGGGAUUGAAGAUGAACCGAAUGAGGAAGCUAAAAAGUUUUACAAGUUGGUUGAAGAAGGGAAACAAGAGUUAUAUCCCGGUUGUAAAACUUUCACUAAGCUGUCUUUUCUUAUUCGUUUAUACCUCUUCAAAUGUCUUAAUGGAUUAAGUAAUGUAGCAAUUAGUGAUCUCUUGGAGCUUUUAAAUGAAGCAUCUCCCAUGGCUAAUAUUCCUAAAUCCUCCUAUGAAUCAAAGAAAAUUAUUAAGGAUUUAGGUCUUGAUUAUAAGAAGUUACAUGCUUGUCCGAAUGACUGUAUUCUCUAUAGGAAGGAAUACGAAUCAGCUCAAGAGUGUCCUAAGUGUCAUUUAUCUAGGUGGAAAUCUGAUAAGGUUCCUACAAAGGUUUUUAAGGCAUUUUCCUUUGAAGCCUAGACUUCAAAGAUUAUAUAUGUGCUCAAAAACCGCGGAAUCAAUGAUUUGGCAUCAUAAAGGACGUCCAAAUGAAAUAAAAUAAGGCAUCCAGCAGAUGGACAAUCUUGGAAGCAAUUUGAUUCAUUGUACCCUAAUUUUAAACAAGAACCACGCAACGUUCGAUUAGCACUUGCCAGUGAUGGGUUCAACCCUUUUCGAACGAUGAGUCUUUCUCACAGCACAUGGCCAGUUGUAUUGAUCAACUAUAAUCUCCCUCCUUGGUUGUCAAUGAAACCCGAAUAUUUUAUGCUGUCUUUGUUGAUUCCAGGCCCUAAGUCACCAGGAAAUGACAUAGACAUCUAUAUGCAACCACUGAUUGACGAAUUGAAGGAAUUGUGGGAAAGUGGAGCAGAGACAUAUGAUGCAUUUCAUAAGCAAACAAUUAGGAUGCAUGCAGCUUUAAUGGGGACAAUAAAUGAUUUCCCAGCCUAUUCUAUGUUGUCGGGGUGGCACACUAAAGGCCAUUACGCGUGUCCUUGUUGUAAUCAUGAUGUGACACCUUUGUAUUUGAAACAUAGCAAAAAAAAUUACUACACAAAUACUCAUAGGUUUCUAGAUAUAAAUCAUCCUUGGCGACAAGAUGCAAAAUCAUUUGAUGGCAAAAUAGAGGAUAGAUGUGCUCCUCAACCUUUAUCAGGUAAAGAGGUGUUACAAGAAUUGGAACACUUUGUAAAUGAUUUUGGGAAAACAAAGAAACCUGGAGGGGGUGAUGGUCACUGGAAAAAGAGGUCUAAAUUGUUCGAGUUGCCAUAUUGGGCAGAUUUUGCGUGCCGUCAUAAUCUUGAUGUCAUGCAUACUGAAAAGAAUGUCUUUGAUAAUGUGAUUGGUAUAUUGUUAGACAUUCCAGGUAAGACAAAGGAUCAUCAUAAGGCAAGACUAGAUUUGAUGGAAAUGGGAAUUAAACCUCAUCUUCAUCCAUAUUUAUCAGAUGAUGGUCAACAACUUUUGAUACCUCCUGCAUCUUUUACAAUGGGAAAUGCAGAAAAAAGAUCUUUUUCUUAAAGUCAUCAAAGAAGCUAAACUUCCUUAUGGGUAUGCAUCAGAUUUAGGAAGAUGUGUUCAAGGUAGAGAAAGAAAACUGGUAAUCCACUGGUUUUUCCAACUGAGGUUAUGGAGACCAAUAAAGCUGGUGUGCAAAAGGAUAUGCUUGCUGAAAAAGAAGAACUAGAUAAGGAAAAGGAAACACAUGCUGCCAAAGUAGCUGAAUUCACUGAGAUGCAAAAAAAUUAUGAAGCUCAAAAGGAGAGUCUGGCACAUGAAGUGGUAUCCUUAGUACUUGCUCAACUUAGUGGAGAAAAGGACCUUAAUAUUACUCCAGAGUUAAUCACCAAGGCUGUUGUAUCUACUAUUGAUGAUGGUGCAGAAACUUAGGCAUUAGCCACUGUUGAAUCAGGAUAUUUAUAUAUGGAGCAUUGGAGCAUACAACUUUUUGUAAAUUGAAGUAUCAAGCCCGUUAGUAUUAGGCGACAUUUUGAAAUUAGAUUUGAUUCAUAUUUUGGUAUAUAUGCAAGUUUUUGGACAUGUCAGAAGCCUUGGUAGGAUAUAUGUAUGCAAGUUUUUGUACAUGUAAUUAAGAAGGCUUAGUAGGAUAUAUAUGUAUGCAAGUUUUUGGACAUGUAAGAAGCCUUGGUAGUAUAUGACUAUAUGGUUUAAUGUAAUUGAUUGAUAUAUAUUACCCA
Molecule: messenger RNA, 3548 nt
Organism: Chenopodium quinoa (quinoa)
Lineage: Eukaryota; Viridiplantae; Streptophyta; Magnoliopsida; Caryophyllales; Amaranthaceae
Exons: 3
Coding region: 2032-2871 (279 amino acids)
Source: RefSeq, a predicted model, not a curated record